This is a messenger RNA of Magallana angulata, 7013 nucleotides long. Its product is annotated as E3 ubiquitin-protein ligase arkadia-A-like. NCBI's taxonomy places the organism in Eukaryota, Metazoa, Mollusca, Bivalvia, Ostreida, Ostreidae. Gene Ontology annotation, molecular function: ubiquitin protein ligase activity. The coding region runs from base 80 to 3385 and encodes 1101 amino acids. The transcript is spliced from 16 exons. The record is from RefSeq and is a predicted model, not a curated record.
CCAAGAUGGAGAUCACAGGAAAUUGAUUUUCGCAAACAAAAACAAUAUAUUUUUCACCGAAACAACAACAAACGGUGAAAUGGACCCUGAUGUUCUCCAGCUGACACCAGAGGCCACCACCCCCUCCGCCUCGUGGGUCCCAGACGGUCCAUUCCCUCAGCUCAAAACGGAGAAUGAAGCAAGUAAGCCGGAUUCCCCCCUACUAGCAGAAGGUGCCUCACCUCUGUUGGUUGAUAAUGGACCCCUUAGUGGGCCCCUUCAUAUACAGACAGAAGCACAGGCGGAAGCCAUCGCAGAGCAAACCAUCGCUAUCACAGAGGAUGAUGGGACUUGGAGUGAGAACAAUGAUGAUGUAGUUUCCAUGGAAACCAUGUCCUCUAACCCAACCCCUGUCCCAGAUGGCGGCGUGGAGAUCGCGGCUGACCGGAACAUGACGGACAACUUCCGCUCGUACAUGGAUCACCUGUCUCACCUCUCCCCGGAACAGGAGAGCAGUCCAGGCACGUCGCCAUGGCAACGACCCAGUAACAGCGACAACCCCGUGGAAAUGUGCUCGUCUGACGAGUCUGUUGACAGCAACAGAGCGACACAGGGAUCUGGAGAAGAUGCUGAUUCUUCAAUGCUGACCUUUGAAUCCUGGGGGGAGGAUACCAACCCCUAUGACGUAUAUAAUCCCCACAACCCCUACGCCCUGUUCAACCUUCCCACCCCUUCUGCACAUCAGCAAGCAACCACAUUCAAUGGCUUCGACUAUCGCACGAGGGUGUUGCCACAUGAGCAUGAGAGAGGUGGAGGAUUCAGGAGGGUUGGGCGGCUGCCCGCCCAACUGACCCCCCACAAUCUGGUUAGAGAGAGAUCAGCCCCUAGGGAAACGAUCCCUCCAGUACCUGUAGGGAGAGUGUCCCCAGGGUUGAGAGUUUGCUCUCCGCCAGCCAUUGUGAGGGUUGGGUCACAGCCCCAUGGGGAGAGAAUCGUGGUGGCCCCUCUUCCAGAGAUGGAAACGGUGACCCUUGGAAUGCUGCCCAACUCUGCAUUCAGGAGACCCGAGACCUUGCCAGGUGCUGAGACAGGUGAUCCAAAUUCUCGUUUGGAGGACAGAAUGGAAAUGAAUCUGGAUGUCGGAAUUACAGAGGAUCCAGACGAGGGCAAUCCCAUGUUGUGCGACUCCAGGCUGUGUGUAGGAACAUCGCCAUACCCAUCUUGCUCAAAACCGACAGAAGAGACCAGCAAGCAACAUCAUCUGCAGUGUCCAAACAGAGGAGGCUUGAGGGGGACUCAUCAGAAAAUCAGUAGACAUUCCUGUGGGCGGGGGGCUCAUGCUCACUCCCACACUCGCUCGCUGACCGACCGACGGUCUCCCUUUUGUGAUCAUUCCCAGCCAAGCGGUUCCAUCCCAAGAAACGUCCCCCAGAGUGCAAUAAUGAAUGGACAGAAUGUCCUUCAGGCGGAGUCCAAACCUCAGAGAGACUUACGGCCCCAGGGGGCCGGGGGAUCUGUGAGCGUGCUUGAACACAGGUCAGAGGGCGAGGGUCGUGAGGUCAGUGACCUGCUGCGACCGGUAGUCUACGACGAAGAGCCUGGCACUCCCGCUAAAAGCAGAGUGGAUGUUUUACAAAGUGACAGUGAGGGGGAGGAACUGGGCAGCAUUGACCUGACCCAGUCUGACCUCGAGGAGAGGGUGGGAGGGGAGGGGGCAGAGAGGACUGACUCCCCCAUUGCCCCUAUACUUCCCUUUGAUACGGAGGACCCAGACUCUACUUACCACUCGGAUGACAGUGACGUAGAAGUGAUUGGAGUUGAUGCAGUGGACAGAUAUCCCCGGAGAAGGCAGGAGUCCACAGGGAGAGCCACUGUUGUCGUUGAUCUAACAGAGUCAGAUGAUGACCAAGAGAAUAACCGAUCCAGCAUCAUGUCUUUCAACGUGCCCCCCACCUCCCAGCCUGCCCCCACAGAGGGUCGCCAGCCGAGCGCUGCCCCCUCAAGCUUCCCCUGUAGUUCAGGGGGGUCAGAGUCAGCUGCUGGGGCACCCCCCUCCCAGGCCCCGAUGUUUCAGCCCAUCCCCCGUAGCUACAGGCAGCCACCCCCCGCUCACGUCCAUCCCAACUUUGGUGUGUCCAUGGCUCACAUGUGUCGAUCUCAUGACCACGGGCAGCAGGCGUGCAGUGGUCACGGCUGUAAUCAGCAUCCUGCAGCACAUCUUCUUCCCUGCUCUGAGCGCCUCGGCUGUGCUUUCCACGAAAAUGGCCACCCCCAUGUGGGUGUCAAUCAUCCUAGUCACCUGUCAGCACCCCACCCAGGCCACACCCACAUGGGAGGGGCCAGCCACAGUAACCACGGACAUCCCUCCUCGUUGCCUGGACACCCACCUCGAUCACAUGGGGGCAUGCAUCCCCACCCUCAUCUCCAACGACACACUCACGGAGCCCAAGGGGCUUGUGGAGGUAAUUGUACCCAUGGUGUUCCCCCCCACAUGCAUCCAGCGGCAGCCCCACCCCAGCCACCGCGAGCCCACAUACACCACCACCACUACCACCCCCCGCCAAUCCUACCCCCAGGGGUGGUUCCCUUUCUGUUACCACAGCAACCAAUUCCUGACAUGUCCACUCGUAAUAUAGAAGGAAUGCCAUUGUUUCAACAUAAUUCCAUCAGCUCUGCCAGCUGUCUGCAGAAUGCAGCCCCACCCCCACUGAUGAACUGGCCAAGAUCUCAGCCCCAACUGACCCCAGGGCAGGGAGGAGCAUCCUUCAGCGGUCAGAGAGGGGCCACUCCUAACCCCCACCCCCACCCUCACCACACCCCAGAGGCUAUGCAGACAUCAUGUGGGCAGACCCAGUUGAAUGCUGGUCCUCAACACCAUCAGCAUCUUCAUCAUCAUCUUCAUCACUAUCAUCACCCUCCAAGGAUUCAUCACAUCCCCAUCACUCCAGGAGUGCCGUCAGACUUUGCUCCCAUUCCUCAGAUUCCUCCAAUCCAUCCGCACGCCUUACCAGCAUUCACCUACCAGUUUGCCAACUAUAACCUCCCCCGCAACCUGCAGUUGAGAAUGGGGCGCAUGAUGAUGCCUCAUAGGCCCACGUAUGAGGAACUGCUGAGUUUGGAAGAGAGGCUGGGGCAUGUCAACCGAGGGGCCACGCAGGAUGUCAUCGAAAUGAACACCCUUCCUUACAAGUAUAAAAAGAUGAAGAAAGAUGGGGACGACGAUCAUCAGGAGAAAUGUACAAUCUGCCUGAGCGAGUUUGAAAUUGAGGAGGAUGUCAGGCGACUUCCAUGCAUGCACCUGUUUCACAUACCAUGUGUGGACCAAUGGCUGACCACCAACAAGAAAUGUCCGAUCUGUCGAGUGGACAUAGAAGCGGGAAGUAAAGGACACGUAGCACGUGAAUGACAGCCAACUGGGCGUGGCUUACCAAAGAAGUGACAGAGUGGGCGUGGCUUAUCAACUGAGUGACAGGCUCAGUGGGUGUGGCUUGCAGGUUGCUUUGAAAGAGAGGCAAUAUUUUUUCUUAUCGACCCCUUCCCUCCCCCUUUUCAAGUGUUGGUUGACAUUCUACUGGCCUGUAUUUUAAAUGCGUUGAUAGAAUGUGUUUUGCGUCACAAACUGUUUCUUGGUGUAUUCUAGGGUUAUUUUUUUCCUGCUCUUCAAAUGUGACAGACAUUUUUUUUCUCCUUUAGAUGUCAAGUUGAAGAUUAUUAUCGAUUUUUAAAGUAUAUAAUUAUAUAUUCUUGAUAUUGCUGUGGUUUAAACUUUUUUCUAUAUUUGUGUAUGAAAACAAAAUUUUUCCAAGUGCUAUUUUGGUUUUUUUAGCAAUUAGUUCUGAACUUUAUUAUCAGAUCUAUCCAGUUUCCUAUAAGUUGAGCAUUUAAUUUCUUGGCUUGCUGAAACAUGUCUUUAAGACACAGUAUUUAUGUGUAAGUGUUGGUUUUGGCCAUAUUAUAUUUAAAGAAUUCAAAUGUGACAAAAAGUUGCUCUAAAACAGGAGUCUCUUGGAGAGAAUGUUGAAAUUUUGGGUCCAAACCCAAAUUGGAAUGAUAAAUUCAUCGAAUUUUGUCCAUGUAAAAGAAGGAAAAACAUUAAUCUCAUGAAACUGGGUGCUAAAUUGAAAUUAGAAUUGAUUUUAAGGAAUAAAGAAAACUUGCAUACUAUGUUCAUAAUAUAUUCAUUUAAUAACCUUCAGAUUAUAGGGUUUUGAAAAAAUGGCUGAUGAAGUAUUUAUAAUUGAUUUGAUGUCUGUUGUUUUGAGGUGUUCAGAUGCUGUGUUUUAAUGAUGAAUAAUUUAAAUGUUUUUAAGAUUAAUACACUUUUUUCUUGAUUUUUUUUUUUUGUGUGAGUCAAUUUUAUGACUUAUAUAUAACCUUAUAGUGUUCUCUGUGCAUUUGCUCUUGAUAAGAAGAUUUUUCUCUUGUGGUCAAUUUUUUUUUUUAAAUAAAAAAGGUGCUAACCGUUUGUAUGAAUUUUCAGCUAAUACAGAGUUCGAGUAACUUUCACACAGAAUGCUGUUUGCUUUUUGUUUUGAAAUGAUUUGAUUUCUUUAAUAUAGAGGCACGCGCAUUGAAGUAGGCAGUUGAUAGCUGAAGUGUUUUUUUUUUUCUCCUUGCCAUUAAUUAAGCAGUAUAUAUAUAUAAUUACCUCUGCAACAUUACAUAUAAUAUGUGUGUGUGCAAUGUUAUGCAAUAUCUUCAACACUUUUAAUCUUUUAUAGAGUCUUUCCACUUUUGCAUUCCAGUGCUAGGCUGUUUAAUAAGCUAAAAUUAUUAAACCAAAACAAAAAUAAAAAAAAGGAAAACAAAAAAAGGAUGGUGGUAGUUGAAGUGAUCAGAAUAAAAAAAAUUGUUUCAUUUGGUGGUUUUAUAAUUUUACAGCUUUUUGAUGAUUAGAUUUUUUUUUGUCGCAUUGAACAAAACAGCAAAAGCAAGUGCAUGUAUUACGACUGAUAUUUCCAAUAAUAUACAAUGUAUUGCUGGUCAGUUGAAAGUAUUUUUAAACCAUGCUGUAGAAAACAUUUGCCUUAAUGUUAGUCUUCCUGUUUCGUGUGUAUUUUUUCUCUCUCCAUAUUUAACUGUCAUAUUUCAUACAGAAAGUGUUCUAUUUAUAAGCCUGAUGCAAUAGCCAAUAGAUUGCUUUUCUAAAAUGUCAAAUAUUUGACCCCAGAAUUUGAAAUUUAUUUUUUUUUUAGUCAUAAGACUUUGUGUCAUGUGAACUCACAUGACUGUCCAUGUGAAAGUCAUGUGAUUUGUUCAUGUGAAAUUCAUGCGACCUUUUCAUGCAAACUUGUCAUAUAAAUAUAUAAUAAUCCUUUCGCUCGUGUAGGAUUUUGGUUAGGGAAAGUUGGUGAUCACAAAAUCAUGCUUGUGUUUUUUUUCCCCCCACAAAAGCAUUAUAUACAGUAUUUACCUCUAUAGUUAAAAGUGCAUUGUUUGUAGAAAUAAUCAAAAUCCUGUGCAAUUUGGUGAGGACUCUUUUUUUUUUAAAUUGAGAGUCUAUAUUGCCUUGCUCCUUUGCACCCUUGCUAACAAGCAAUUUGUUUAGUACCGUUGAAUGGAAGCUUUUCUGCAGGGAUCUUGUUGGAUAGGAAUUCUUUUAUAUACAUGGAUUUAUAUAUAUAUAUAUAUUCCCUAUAGGGAGUGUUUGUGUGACAUAUUCUGUAUACAGGGUCAUUUAUCGCCCCGUGCUAUUAUCGCCCUUCUUUCACCUGGUCUUGAAUUUGCCCUGACACAUUUAAAAAUACAUCUUUACUUCUUCUAAAGAACACAGUUAUUUAAAAAAUUUGCCUUGUCUUGGAAUUCGCCCGCAACGAGAGCGAUCUAAAGGGGCGAAAAUAAAACAAGGGCGAGUAUUUCCCCUGUUUACAGUAUACUGUAUACAGGGUUAUUUUCGCCCUGUGUAAUUUUCGCCCCUUUUACAAUUGCAAACAGUUUCGCCCCGUCUUUAAUUAGUCCAGGUGCAGUUGUGUUUAACAGAGAUAUUAUUUGUAAUAUAGAGUUCGCCCAGUCUUAAAUUCACCCUUUGACAACGAGGGCGAAAGGGGCGAAUAUAAAACGAGGGCGAUUAUUUCCCCUGUGUACAGUAUAUAUAUAUUUUUUUUCAUUUGGUGUGACUGUUGUAUGCCUUUUUUUUAUAGCCUGUGAUAGUUAGUCAGUUGUUUGGGUCUCGGAAGAUUUUUUCUGGUUUUUCCUUCUGUAUUUAUUCGUAGGAAAAUAUUGAAGCUUUUUCUUUGAAUGUUUUAAACCGGGUUGUCAUUAAUAGCAGUUAAGAAAUAUAACUUUGUUUAUUCGAUGUUAUAAUAAGGAUAUAUAUGUUCAUUUGUUAGAGAAUUUUUUAAACAACACCACACACCCCCCUUAAUAUAAAUUUAAUUGUUAAAACGCACACUUUAUCAUACAAUACUUAAAAGAAAAAGAGGAAAGAGUCGUACAAAAUUUUACCGUCAACUUUCCAUUCUAUGCUGUAUCGAAAACAGUUUGUAAUUGCAAUUAAGUUUUUUUUAUCGUCCGCACGGCGUUUUUACUCUCAAUCGAGAAUAAUUACUAUUUACAUGUUGUUUAUAUUUAGAAUCGGUAAUUGUAACACUGUGGUUAUGGGUAAAGCAAAAAAUUUUUUUUAUUCAUAAUAGCGAACUUGUAUUUUGUAUCAAUGGCUUUUGUGUUUAACAAAUAUUUAGGUGUUUUUUUUUCCUCACAUACGUUCACUUUAAAAGGCUAAAUGAUAAUUAUUUAAAAAGAAAAAAAAAUAAUAGUAGAUUUUUUUUUCGCCUGGUAUAUAUACUGCACAGUGUGUAUAGUUUGGUAUUUGGUUUGGAUUUUUUUUUUUUAGUGAAAUAAUGUAAUCUGUUUAUAACCCAUACACGCUCAAAUCUUUUAUAUAUAUUAAAUUGUUUGGGUAAGAAUUGAAUAAGCUUUAAUGAUUAAUGGUGACCUUUCUUUUUCAAACAACAGAACUUUUUGGAACCAGAAAACUUGAGAGAGAGAGAGAGAGAGAGAGAGAGAGAGAGAGAGAGAGAGAGAGAGAGAGAAUA